AUUUUAAAUUUAUCACCCCGCCCUUUAAUAUCACUACCUAGGUUAGAGGGAACGACCCGCUCCUUAUGUAGCUAGCUAGCUACGUUAUGACGGCAGUGCGUCAGCAGUUGCUGUGGCAGCAGGUAACGUUAGCCAGUCUGCUAACUUCUGUCUCGAAACUGACCUUCGUUAACGUUACUCAACCAGUUACUUUUCUGAAAAGACGUAGAUCAACAAACCAGAAAUGAGUUCGCAAAUCCGACAAAACUUUCACCAGGACUGCGAGGCUGCCAUUAACAGACAGAUAAAUCUGGAGCUCUAUGCCUCUUAUGUUUAUCUCUCUAUGGCAUACUAUUUUGAUAGGGAUGAUAAAUCUCUAUCAAAUUUUGUAAAGUUCUUUCAUGCACAGUCCAAAGAGGAGCACGAACAUGCAGAGAAGUUGAUGAGUCUGCAGAACAAGCGGGGAGGCCGAAUUUUUCUGCAGGACAUCAGGAAACCUGAUAGAGAUGAGUGGGGGAGCAGCCGGGAGGCUUUGGAGUGUUGCUUGCAGCUGGAGAAAAGUGUAAACCAAUCCCUGCUGGACCUGCAGAAAAUGGCGACUGAACACAAUGAUCCCCAUUUGUGUGACUUCAUAGAAACACAUUUUCUGGAUGAGCAGGUCAAAUCUAUCAAACAGCUCGCUGACUGGAUAUCCAACCUGCGUCAGAUGGGAGCCCCUCAGAGCGCCAUGGCUGAGUACCUCUUUGACAAACACACCAUGGCUGACCAAGGCAGUUAAAAUACACUUUGACACUGAUGAUCAUCCUGGUCAAUGCUGCAUGCCACCCUGUCCCUGCAUGGAAUAGAGAUAAGGCUGCUUAUUUUAUGUUUGUUAGCUGACAAUCAACUGCAAAAUUUGCAAAAAGGCAUAGAUGGCUCUCUAAACUGGACUACUGCAGACCUCACUUCAUGUUACACACCAGAUUACAAUAGAUCUAAUGUUGAUGUUUUAUAGAAUUAAUGACUGUGAAAACAUUAAUACAUGCCAGUUAUAUGUUCAUACUUCCUGAUAUUUUACUGAUUGUUUCUGUGUUUUUGGAGUUUACAAAGUGUG
Molecule: messenger RNA, 1072 nt
Organism: Sander lucioperca (pikeperch)
Lineage: Eukaryota; Metazoa; Chordata; Actinopteri; Perciformes; Percidae
Gene: fth1b
Product: ferritin, heavy polypeptide 1b
Exons: 5
Coding region: 224-757 (177 amino acids)
Biological process (GO): iron ion transport; intracellular iron ion homeostasis
Cellular component (GO): cytoplasm
Molecular function (GO): ferrous iron binding; ferric iron binding
Source: RefSeq, a predicted model, not a curated record